This is a messenger RNA of Vicia faba (fava bean), 432 nucleotides long. The record is from the annotation of a GenBank genome assembly. Lineage: Eukaryota; Viridiplantae; Streptophyta; Magnoliopsida; Fabales; Fabaceae.
AUGGAGAGAAAAAAUUAUCCAAAGAAUACUUCCAAAGGAUCUCAUCCAUUUUCUUGUUCUGGAAUUUUUAAUUCUAUGUUUUCUAAUCAAUCACCUUUGGUGUUAGGAAGAGAAUCUGUACGAUAUGAAGUCAAUGACAAGAAUGUGAAGAAGACAUUAAACUCCUUAAUUGAAACUCAAGAUGAUAUCUCGGAGAACAACCAAGAAAGUGAAGCACAUAAUACAAAAAAUAACAAUAGAAGUUCCAUCUACCAUGAUCAAACAACCCAUCCAUGUAACAUCAGUUCAUCUAUAUACUAUGGUGGUCAGGACAUCAUUCCAAACACUCAGAGUACACACAAUGCAGGAACAACUUCAUUUAAUAAUUGGGAAAAGGAUGAUUCAGGAGCUGCCUCAAGAGGAGAUUGGUGGAAAGGGGGACUUUAUUAUUAA